Messenger RNA from Pelmatolapia mariae (spotted tilapia), 1637 nucleotides. RefSeq names its product coenzyme Q3 methyltransferase (gene coq3). Gene Ontology annotation, molecular function: 2-methoxy-6-polyprenyl-1,4-benzoquinol methyltransferase activity. Gene Ontology annotation, cellular component: mitochondrion. Gene Ontology annotation, biological process: ubiquinone biosynthetic process. Bases 239 to 1255 code for a protein of 338 amino acids. The record is from RefSeq and is a predicted model, not a curated record. NCBI's taxonomy places the organism in Eukaryota, Metazoa, Chordata, Actinopteri, Cichliformes, Cichlidae. The transcript is spliced from 6 exons.
UGUAAUCUGGAAGCAGGCUUUACAUCUCGCUGGUUUUACCUGAGAGGCCCGAGAAACUAGAGUGGAGAAGUGGGCUCAUCUCCAAAGGCAGAGGAGGGCAGCAGUGCAACGGCGACGGUGAGAGCUGCGCUUAAAUCUCAGCGUAGAAGAAGAAGGAAAACCAGCGACGCUGAACUCCCAAGACGAAGAAGACUGUUUGUUAUGAACUUCACAGCUAGUAGCUCGAUGGUUUUAUGACAUGUACUCCAACAAGUUUCGCCGCCUCAUGUUAGGGCUGCACUGCCUUAAAACGACCGCUGUUUGCGCCCUGGUCCAGAGGGCCGCAGGUCGAAGCGGGUUCAGCUGGACUGCGGUGUGUAAACAGCGGACACUGUGGCUGCAGAGGAGCGCCUGUCGGGAGAUAGAGCGACGUGCUGUGCUCCGUCAUAACGGCGUUCGGUCAGCCUCUCACAGCACCGUGGACCCUGAUGAACUGAGGAAGUUCCAGUCGUUGGCCAACAAGUGGUGGGAUGAACAGGGAGAAUUUGCAGCUCUUCACGCCAUGAACGACCUGAGGGUGCCUUUUAUACGGGAUAACCUGCUGAAUGUACACAGAGCGCGCCAUCCCGGGAAGCCACUCGCAGGACUGAAGAUCCUGGACGUCGGUUGUGGAGGAGGCCUGCUCACAGAGCCCCUGGGUCGUCUGGGAGCUAAAGUUUUGGGUAUAGAUCCAGUGGAAAACAGCAUUGGCACCGCCCAGCUGCAUUCGUCCUUUGACCCGGACCUAUGUGAGCGGGUGUCCUACCAAGUGUGCACCCUGGAAGAGCUCUCAGGAGGAGAGGAUGAAGGAGCGGGACACUUUGACGCUGUGGUGGCGUCUGAGGUUGUGGAACAUCUGGCUGACCUGGAAACGUUCGCCUUCUGCUGCAGCCAAGUGCUAAAGCCAGGUGGCUCACUCUUCAUCACGACUAUAAAUAAAACCAACCUGUCCUACGUGCUGGGCAUUGUUGUAGCGGAGCAGCUGCUGCGCAUCGUGCCCGACGGGACCCACGACUGGGAGAAGUUUGUCAGCCCAGUAGACCUGGAGCGCCUCCUGGAGUCUCAUGGUUUCUCGGUGCAGUCUGUCAAAGGAAUGCUGUACAACCCCCUGUCGGGAGCCUGGAGCUGGACCGACAGCACUGCCAUCAACUACGCCCUCCACGCCGUCAAACUGAGAAAACAGGCUGAGGACAGCAGCCUCCACCCAGAGGACCACACCAUAGAAACUCGCAGCUGAGCCACGCCACUUGAGAAAAAAUCCAGAAAUGAGAAAUAAUAACUCAGACGCGAGCGGCCCUGAGAUCCUGUCGGCCAGCUGUGACGCAGCACAUGAGACUGAGUUUAUUCAAGGAAAGGGACAAACUGCCUGCAGAUAGAAUUAGAGAUGUGCUGCAUUUGGCAGACCUAUUGAUGCUGUGCUGUGCUGUGCUGCGUGAGUGCUGAAUACAUGUCUUGUGUUUGAUAAGCUGUGUAAAGCAACGGCGCAUCCUUUAAUUGUGUAAUCAUUUUCAGCAUAUGCUGUCCUGCAUUAGUGUGGUGUUUGAGGCUGAAUAGUGAAAGGUUUGCAACAUCCUCCAUUAAAACUGACCUCACAUCAGUUUGAUUUCUCAAGAAUGAAA